AUGUCCGGCUCAGCACAAGGCAGCAACGACAUGAAGAAGGCCGUAGUCAACGACUCCAAGAACGGCGAGCAACCGCUGGCGCCCGAGAAGAAGCCCGCAACACAACUGGAGGAGGACGACGAGUUUGAGGACUUUCCUGUAGAGGACUGGACUGAGGAGGAGACACAGAUCCCCAAUGGCAACACACAUCUUUGGGAAGAGAGCUGGGAUGACGAUGACACAAACGACGACUUUGCGGUUCAGCUGAGGGAGGAGCUUAAAAAGCUGGGCAAAUGA
Molecule: messenger RNA, 276 nt
Organism: Alternaria burnsii
Lineage: Eukaryota; Fungi; Ascomycota; Dothideomycetes; Pleosporales; Pleosporaceae
Product: dss1 sem1 domain-containing protein
Exons: 3
Coding region: 1-276 (91 amino acids)
Biological process (GO): double-strand break repair via homologous recombination; mRNA export from nucleus; proteasome assembly
Cellular component (GO): proteasome complex; proteasome regulatory particle, lid subcomplex
Source: RefSeq, a predicted model, not a curated record